Fonsecaea erecta is the source of this 1224-nucleotide messenger RNA. RefSeq lists its product as hypothetical. The record is from RefSeq and is a predicted model, not a curated record. Lineage: Eukaryota; Fungi; Ascomycota; Eurotiomycetes; Chaetothyriales; Herpotrichiellaceae. Gene Ontology annotation, molecular function: protein binding. Bases 1 to 1224 code for a protein of 407 amino acids. The transcript is spliced from 2 exons.
AUGACCAGCUUCAGCGUAGGGGACCAGGCUGGCAACUACUUUCAGACCGAUGCAUCUUUGGCGGAACAUGAUCGGAAACGCCAGAAGGCAGCAAACACACAGGGGGAUCCGGUCAAGUUCCCCACCAAACUGCUAGCUGUCGGUGUCAACUAUUACUUUGACGCCAGUGGAGAUGUUGUCUUUGUGGCCGAGGCAGGGGGCUCAGUCACGGGCCUGCGGUUAUCAACAAACGAGGUUUCCACGACGUCCAGAGGCGCCCAGGCACCCCUAACGAGUCUUGCUUUUUCCACAGUGCAGCCGAACACCGGACCUACCACAAUCACCCAUAUCGUCUUUGCCGGAUGUUGGGACAAGUCCAUAUGGAGACAUUCAUUCCAGGGAUCUACGAUGUUCGAUCAAGGCUCAUUUCCUGCUCACCGAGACUUUGUGAAGUGCCUUUUAGUUGCCCGAACUCCCGACAAACAAGACAUCUUGAUUUCUGGUGGAGCUGACGGAGACGUACGCUUCUGGAGUCUAGAUGGACAACCACUUGGCUCCGUCAAACCCAACGCCCGAGGUAUCGAAUGUCUUGUCUUAGACCCUCUUUCCUCACCUGAUGCUCCUACUGUGAUGUUUUCGACAUCCAAGCAGGAGAUCUUUUCCUUUUCUCUCCCCACACUACCAAACCUCGCUGCGCAGAAACUGCAGUUGUCAUCCCCUAUCAUGGCGCAUGCAACGAGUGUGUACAAGCUGCACUUCGACGAAGACGGAGAUCUAUGGACUUCCUCAGCUGACAAAACAGCCAAACACCUCUUGAGGGACGAGGGAUGGAGGGUUGAGACCACACUGACGCACCCCGACUUUGUGCGAGACGUUGUAACGCACGAUAAAUAUGGCUGGGUGGUAACAGCCUGCAGAGACGAGAAUGUUCGUGUGUGGAACAGGGCAACCGGAGCCCUGCACCACGUUUUCACCGGGCACUACGAAGAGGUGACAGGAUUGUCUCUGGUACAGGAUCUGGUCAUUAGUGUCAGCAUUGACGCAACACUUCGAAGAUGGAGUCUGACUCCAGCGGAUCUGAACAAGGCGGUGGAGGAGGCCAAGAACCCCCGGCUUCUCGAACAGGAACCUGAACCCAAUGCGGAUCUAGGGAUGUUGACGGAGGAGGAAGAAGCAGAACUCCGCGCACUGAUGGAGUCAGAAGAGGAACAAACACUGGAGAAGAUGGCCAUGGACGAGCAAUAA